AUGUCCAGAGACGCUCAGAUGAAGGUGAUGGAGGCAACUAUUAGUAAUGCAGAAAAGUAUCUGGGUCAGUUCUGCAUGCUCCUCGCCUCCUACACUCGAAAGACGGCCAAACUUCGAGACAAAGCUGACAUGCUAGCAAGACAACUUCAUGACUAUGCCAGCACAGAGGAUCCAGAAUUGUGCAUCUGUAUAAAGAACUUCUCUGAAGAUCUGGCCAUGGUGCAGGACUACCGACAGGCAGAGGUCGAGAGGCUUGAAACAAGAGUAGUUACCCCUCUGAAAGCAUAUGGAGAUAUAGUGAAAACUAAACAUGCUGAUUUGAAAAGGUUCAAUGCAGACCGUAACAAAGAACUAAAGGAACUGCAGAGACUCGACAGGAUCAAGCAGAAGAACCCAGCUGACAGACAGAGCAUUUCACAGGCAGAAGUGAAUGUCCAGAAAGCCACCAACAAUGCAGACAGAAGCACCAGACAGAUGGAAGAGACCAUCAUUGACUUCCAGAGACAGAAACUAGAGGACUUAAAAAAGAUUUUUAUGGACUUCAUUAUGGUGGAGAUGCUGUUUCAUGCUAAAGCGCUGGAAGUCUACACACACACCUUCCAGAACAUGCAAACCAUGGACAUAGACAGAGACCUGGAGACUUUUAGGAACCGUAUCCAAGUGACUGAUUCCUAUCUGAGUUCUCAGCCUCUGCAGACUUUGACAACGAGCCGUCACCCCAGCCCUCCAUCUUCACCACUUAGAUCUACCACAGAUUUGCCUAAACCACUUGCAAGGAGAACUCUGCCCAGGCAGAUAGAGACUAAGGAUGAAGAGGAAGAAGAGGAAGAUGAGGGGACAUGUGUGUCAGAGGAGGAAGAGGAACCACACACAUUCAGACAAUCGUAUGCUGCUGAAUAUAUUAAGACUCGCAGACAGAAAUAAAAUCUUCACAAACAUGUUGUUAGGAAACUUUUUUCAGCCACACCUGUUUUGGCAUAUACUGUCUCCUAAAUCAUAAUUUGUGUGACUCUCAAAGGAACAUUUUACAAUGUGAUAAUAAAUUUUGAGUGAUGAUAUAAACUUCUACUGUUUUGUAGUUGAGUCUUGAAGAGAGAGAAAAAAAUCUUCACAUUUCUAUUAAUUUCUUUAAAUAAUAAUAAUAAUCUGUUGCAACUAGAGCAGUCGGUUUUAAUAAUGUAAAAUCAAGUGUAAAAAAUUUACUAAUUUAAUAAUAUCCUCUGGCCUGAACAUAAAUUCUGUAAUAUAGGAUUCCACAAUGAAGGGUUUCUACCACUGAAGCAAUUCGAGCUUGCAUUUCCACCCAAAUGUGAGGUAGGGUUAUGGUUUGUCUUGCAAGAGUUUUGCACACAUAAUUCAGUACAAAAAUAAUGAACCCCUGCCAUGAAACUGUGUGUAUGAUUGGCCAACUGUCAUUGCAUCACUAUAGUAAAAUAAA
Messenger RNA from Myxocyprinus asiaticus (Chinese sucker), 1438 nucleotides. RefSeq names its product CBY1-interacting BAR domain-containing protein 2-like. Lineage: Eukaryota; Metazoa; Chordata; Actinopteri; Cypriniformes; Catostomidae. Gene Ontology annotation, biological process: cilium assembly. The record is from RefSeq and is a predicted model, not a curated record. Bases 1 to 924 code for a protein of 307 amino acids. The transcript is spliced from 8 exons. Gene Ontology annotation, cellular component: ciliary basal body; ciliary transition zone.